Pedinophyceae sp. YPF-701 is the source of this 2355-nucleotide messenger RNA. NCBI's taxonomy places the organism in Eukaryota, Viridiplantae, Chlorophyta, Pedinophyceae. The record is from the annotation of a GenBank genome assembly.
AUGACGAACGAAGAGGGCCAGAGAUGGCCCGUGUGCGGGCACACGGUGGCCUUUCCAACUCAACCGUACGGCGUCCAGCUGUCGCUGAUGAGCACGAUGCUUCGGGCCCUCGAUAGUCAACAAAACGCCCUACUCAGCGCACCGACGGGGUGUGGGAAGACGCUGGCACUGCUGUCAGCGGCCCUGUCGUGGCAGGGUCAGGCUGCGAACGCGAAGAGCCGCUCGGUUGGGCCGGCAGAGGCAGGCGCGGGCGCUCCGAGCACCAGGAGGCAGAGGGUGUUCUAUGCAUCGCGCACGCAUGGGCAGGUGUCGCAGGUCGUGGCCGAGCUCAAGCGGCUGGAGCACACGCCGCGGAUGGCAGUGCUCGCCUCACGGGCGCAGUACUGCGUGCACCCCGACGUGAGGGAGUCGCCUUCGCGGGACGCGGACUGCGACCAGCUGUGCAAGCAGGACGCGUGCUCGUUUGCGCAGGGCAAGAAGGGCCUGAUCGAGCUCAUGACCGGCACGCUGCACGACGUGGAGGAGCUGGCGGGCGUGGGCGAGCUCACCGGCGGGUGCCCCUACUUCGCCGCGCGGUCCAUGGCGGAGGACGCGGAGGUGGUGCUGUGUCCGUACCAGUACCUGAUCGAUCCGCUGGUGCGGGGGGCGAUGAACGUGGACCUGGAGGGCGCGGUGGUGAUCGUGGACGAGGCGCACAACAUCGAGAACGCGUGCAUGGAGGCCGCCAGCGUCGAGGUGCCGCUGGAGGACCUCGACAACGCCGCCGUGCGCCUCGAGGAGGAGGCGUCGUUCGCCAACCCCUUCCUCUACCAGCCGCUCAGUGAAGCGUUCCGGAAGCUGCACGUCUGGGCCCAGCGUGUGUGGAGCACGCUGUCGAGGGACGGGACCCCGCACAUCACGUGGACGGGCCCCGAGUGCAUCGGCACGUUUGAGAAUCUGGGCAUCACGGCAGAUGCGACGGCACAGCUCCUGGGGCACAUUGAGCAAAUCAAGGAGAAGCUCCGGGAAGAGGCGGACGCCGCGCAAGAGGUCGGCAUGCACGGGCGGGGCCGCCGUGGCCGCCGCCCUUCGUCUCGGGCACGGGGCGCGGGCGGCUCGCAGGGCAAGGCUGAAGGGAUCAAGUCGGUGCUGCCGAUGUGCGAGCGCCUCCUCACCUGCCUCCAGAUGGCGUUCGACUCCCCCGAAGGAGAAAGCAACCUGCGGCACUUCACGUUCGCGAUCUUCGGGAAGAGUAGCGAGGAGUUCCGCGGGGCAGGCCGCCGAGGAUACCAGCGCUACGACAUUCCUUGUUUCGCGCUUUGGUGCAACUGGGGCGGCGUUGCGUUCCGGCAAGUGCACCAACCUGCUCACAGUGUGCUCCUGGCAUCUGGCACUCUGGCCCCGAUGGAGGGAUUCGAGACAGAGUUGGGGUGCAAGUUCCCACAUCGCAUCGACACACCUCACGUCGUGCCGCGCGACCAAGUCUACGCAUCGGUGAUUCCUGCGCACAAUGGACACGACAUCGUCGCCACGUACAAAAACGUCGGAACGGUCGCUUUCAAGGACGUCAUCGGCGACCUACUGAAACAAGUGGUUUCGUCGUGCAAGUCCGGCGGCGUGAUCGUGUUCGUCGCCUCCUACGGGAUGCUGGCGCAACUACGCGAGCGCUGGGCGGCGACGGGCUUGCUGGCCGACGUUGAGUCCCUGGCACCUUGCUUCAUGGAGCAGCGGGGCCAAAUGGACGAUGUCAUCGGCCUGUACAGGAAGCACGCCAACAGCAGCAGGGCGGUCCUCAUUGCCGUCGCGAGAGGAAAGGCAUCAGAAGGCAUCGAUUUCCGAGAUGCCGAGUGUCGGGUGUGCAUGUGCGUCGGUCUGCCCUUUCCGUCGAUCACGGACCCGAAGGUCAAGUCCAAGGUGGCCCACAACGACGCACAGGCGCCGCUGGGCCAGAAGGGCAGCUGGUACACGCACCAGGCUUUCCGAGCGAUGAACCAAGCAGCUGGCCGAUGCAUCCGGCACCGGAAGGACUACGGGGCUCUGAUUCUCGUCGAUUCGCGCUUUCAGAGGCCGCAAAAUGUGGCCAUGCUCCCGCGCUGGGUACAGAGCUGCUUGAAGCAGUCGUACUCGAGCAGCGAGGUGCUACCAGAGCUGGAGGACUUCCUCGCUACCGUCCCUUCACUUGUCGGCGCGGGGGAGACGACCGCCUGCUGCGGGCAGCGCCUGGCCAGCGGCGGUGAACCUGGGGCAGGUGGCCCCAAGCCGAACCAGCAGCUUGUCGGCAGGUCUAGGCCGGAGAUUCAGGCCGACGUCGACGUGCUGUGUUCGUACAUUUGCGAAGAACUCGAGUGGGAGGCGCAGCAUAUCACUGGGCAAUGA